CCGCCGCCGCCCCGCGCGCGGCCCGCACCGCCGCCCGCCCAAGAUGUCGGCGCGGACGCCAUUGCCCACGGUGAACGAGCGGGACGCGGAGAACCACACGUCUGUGGAUGGAUACCCCGAGCCACAUGUCCAGCCUUCCAAGUCAAGUAGCAGGCAGAACAUCCCUCGGUGCAGAAACUCCAUGACGUCAGCCACAGAUGAACAGCCCCACAUUGGGAAUUACCGUUUACAGAAAACAAUAGGGAAGGGGAAUUUCGCCAAAGUGAAGCUGGCGAGGCAUGUCCUCACUGGUAGAGAGGUGGCUGUAAAAAUAAUAGACAAAACUCAGCUAAAUCCUACCAGUCUACAAAAGUUGUUUCGAGAAGUACGAAUAAUGAAGAUAUUAAAUCAUCCUAACAUAGUAAAAUUAUUUGAAGUGAUUGAAACGGAGAAGACUCUGUAUUUAGUCAUGGAGUACGCAAGCGGGGGUGAAGUAUUUGAUUACUUAGUUGCCCAUGGAAGAAUGAAAGAAAAAGAGGCCCGUGCAAAAUUUAGGCAGAUUGUGUCUGCUGUGCAGUAUUGUCAUCAAAAGUGCAUUGUUCAUCGAGAUCUUAAGGCUGAAAACCUUCUCCUUGAUGCUGAUAUGAAUAUUAAAAUUGCUGACUUUGGUUUUAGUAAUGAAUUCACAGUUGGGAACAAAUUGGACACAUUUUGCGGGAGCCCGCCCUACGCCGCACCCGAACUUUUCCAAGGCAAGAAGUACGACGGGCCCGAGGUGGACGUGUGGAGUCUGGGCGUCAUUCUCUACACGCUGGUCAGCGGCUCGCUGCCCUUCGACGGCCAGAACCUGAAGGAGCUGCGGGAGCGGGUCCUGCGUGGGAAGUACCGGAUCCCCUUCUACAUGUCCACCGACUGCGAGAACCUGCUCAAGAAGCUGCUUGUGCUGAACCCGGUGAAGAGAGGCAGCCUGGAACAAAUAAUGAAAGAUCGAUGGAUGAAUGUUGGUCAUGAAGAAGAAGAACUAAAGCCAUAUUCUGAGCCUGAACCGGAUUUCAAUGACACAAAGAGGAUAGAUAUCAUGGUCACCAUGGGCUUUGCACGAGAUGAGAUAAAUGAUGCCUUAAUAAAUCAGAAAUAUGAUGAAGUCAUGGCUACAUACAUUCUUCUCGGUAGAAAGCCACCUGAAUUCGAAGGCGGCGAAUCGCUGUCCAGCGGGAGCCUGUGUCCCCGGUCUCGACCCAGCAGUGACCUCAACAACAGCUCCCUACAGUCCCCCGCCCACCUAAAGGUCCAGCGGAGCAUCUCGGCCAAUCAGAAGCAACGGCGCUUCAGCGACCAUGCUGGUCCAGCCAUCCCCCCUGCCGUCUCCUACACCAAACGGCCCCAGGCCACCAGCGUGGAGAGUGAGCAGAAGGAGGAGUGGGACAAGGACCUCGCGCGGAAGCUGGGCAGCACGACGGUGGGUUCCAAAAGUGAGAUGACCACCAGCCCGCUCGUGGGGCCCGAGAGGAAAAAGUCCUCCACGAUUCCCAGCAACAAUGUGUAUUCCGGGGGCAGCAUGGCGAGAAGGAACACUUACGUCUGUGAACGGACCGCAGACCGCUACGUGGCCUUGCAGAAUGGCAAGGACAGCAGCCUCACAGAGAUGUCGGCCAGUAGCAUCUCCUCUGCGGGCUCUGCCGUAGCGUCUGCUGUCCCCUCCGCACGUCCCCGCCACCAGAAGUCCAUGUCUGCUUCGAGCCACCCCAUCAAGGUGCCACUGCCGGCCAUCAAGGAUGGCGCCGAAGCUUACCGGCCUGGCGCUGUGCCACGCGCACCCGCCGCCUCCCCGUCCGCGCACAGCAUCAGCGCCAGCACCCCGGACCGCACGCGCUUCCCGCGGGGCAGCUCCAGCCGCAGCACCUUCCACGGCGAGCAGCUGCGGGAGCGACGCGGCGCCGCCUACAACGGGCCGCCCGCCUCGCCCUCGCAUGAGCCCGGCGCCUUCGCGCAUGCCCGGAGGGGCACCUCCACGGGCAUCAUCAGCAAGAUCACGUCCAAGUUCGUCCGCAGGGAUCCAAGUGAAGGUGAAGCCAGUGGCAGGACUGACGCCUCAAGAAGUACAUCAGGGGAGCCCAAGGAGCGUGACAGGGACGAGGGCAAAGAUUCCAAGCCGCGCUCUUUGCGCUUCACGUGGAGCAUGAAGACCACGAGCUCCAUGGACCCCAGUGACAUGAUGCGCGAGAUCCGCAAGGUGCUGGAUGCCAACAACUGCGACUACGAGCAGAAGGAGCGCUUCCUGCUCUUCUGCGUGCACGGCGACGCCCGGCAGGACAGCCUGGUGCAGUGGGAGAUGGAGGUGUGCAAGCUGCCGCGCCUCUCGCUCAACGGCGUCCGCUUCAAGCGCAUCUCGGGCACGUCCAUCGCCUUCAAGAACAUCGCCUCCAAGGUGGCCAACGAGCUCAAGCUCUAGGGCGGGGACGCCCGGGAGGUCCGGCCUUGGGAUGGGCAAGGCAUCCCGCUGCAGAACCCGCCCCCAAUGCAAUAAGGUUAUACAUAGUCAUGAACUGUGCGAUUCAAGUCCCCAUGAACUAUAAUAAAUAUCUGUAGCUACAACAAAAUGUAGGUUCACAUGUACAGGUAAGUAUAUUGUGUAUUUUUGUUCAUUUUCUGUUCAUAGAGUUGUAUAAUAAAACAGAUGAUUGCUUCAAACCGCG
Messenger RNA from Sorex fumeus (smoky shrew), 2675 nucleotides. RefSeq names its product microtubule affinity regulating kinase 1 (gene MARK1). The transcript is spliced from 18 exons. Bases 44 to 2431 code for a protein of 795 amino acids. NCBI's taxonomy places the organism in Eukaryota, Metazoa, Chordata, Mammalia, Eulipotyphla, Soricidae. The record is from RefSeq and is a predicted model, not a curated record. Gene Ontology annotation, cellular component: cytoplasm. Gene Ontology annotation, molecular function: tau-protein kinase activity; ATP binding; protein serine/threonine kinase activity. Gene Ontology annotation, biological process: intracellular signal transduction; microtubule cytoskeleton organization; protein phosphorylation.